UGGCAUUGGCCGGGAAACUGAUGGCACCAAGCCGCUGCCAGGAAUGUUGUGCCGUAUUGCUUUUUCAUUUUCUGGUAUCCUGAAGUCCUGAAGUGCCCAAUUGAAAAUUGCCCAGAUGUCUAUCUUGCUACAAAAUGGGGGACGUUGAAAAGGGAAAGAAGAUCUUUGUCCAGAAGUGCGCACAGUGCCACACAGUCGAAAAGACUGGAAAACAUAAGACUGGGCCGAACCUGUGGGGCCUCUUCGGCCGUAAAACUGGACAAGCCCCAGGAUUUUCUUACACUGAUGCAAACAAAAGCAAAGGCAUUGUCUGGGGAGAAGAUACCCUGUUUGAAUAUUUGGAGAACCCAAAGAAAUAUAUUCCUGGAACCAAAAUGAUUUUUGCUGGCAUUAAAAAGAAGAAUGAGCGCACAGAUCUGAUAGCCUAUCUAAAGAAGUCCACGUCAGAGUGAUCCGCAGCACAGGACUGUGUUUUAAUGAAUGGACCUUCAGCUGGAUUCCACUCGGGCUUGUGUUAUGUGUGCAUCUUACUAACCAGAGACUCCAAUAAACAGGAAUGUUGGCAGGGCUAUGCAUGGACAUUACCUGUGGUGGUUUAUUUAUUCAUAAUUACAAAGAAAAUAAUGCAAACUCUUUAGAUGGAUGUAGCAUUGUGUACUGCAAACAGCCUGAGCUUAACCUGAUCCACUUCUCUGUGCUUAUAGUGGCCCCUGGUCUCACUUCUGUGGGUUUAAUUAUUUAUUAUAUGGCAUUCUAUAAUGGAGUGAGUGAAAUCACAUUGUUUUUGUAAAGUUACAGAACUUGUGCAUUUGCAGUACCCUGUGCUACGUCUGUGUAUGACUUUUAGGGGCUUUGCUGUUAAUGGUAGAGUAAUACUAUUAGAAGGCAUACUACUAAACAGAUGCAGCUAUACUUUUAUUCCCGUUAUAUUAAAGUCUAAAAGGAGCAGCAGUAAUAUAAAAGGGCUGUAUUUACACUUCAGAAUAACAUACCUUGCUUUUUUUAUUUUUAUCUGUGCUUUCAGUGGAGUGGUUCCCAAACGAUAGGGCUGUCUGGAGCAGCGGCCCAGCAUAAGGUUAUUAGGGUCAGAUUUGCAGAGCAUGUCAGGUUGUUAUCCUAUAUAUGCCUGCAAGCCCUAAGGGUUGAACACUUAUUUGCUGCACUUGAUAUUACUGAUAAAGCCAUGCAUUUACAUAUAUGUCUGUAACGCUGUUAUUAGCUAAGGCUGGGUGGGCUGCCUAAAGGAUGACCUCCAUGUCAGUAAACAGAUUUGCAGCAAUAAAGCCAGCCAGUAAGAUCCUGUAGAGUUACUCAGCCCAUUUUGCCUAGCAGAUAAUAGGUGAAAAUGGUGAUAAAUUUGUGUCAAAUAAUAUUAUUGUUCUCUUUACAUCUGUGGCAAAAGGAGCUAAUACAUAAUAAGACAAUGCCAGUUAUCAUUGAAUUUGCAUAUUAAAGAUAGAUAACCCUAUGUUAAUCUUUCAAUAUAUAUUCAUAAGGUUUUUUUUUUUGUUUUUUUUUUACUUUUUGGUGUUACUGUCCUAUUAAGAACUACUGACACAUGGGUUUCUGUUGCAACAAUGAAUAUCUCAACAUUUGUCAUUGGUGUAGAGCAUAAAAUGUAGCACAAAUUAAAGCUGUGGUCAUUUUUACAAACCACUUUUUGUACUGU
This is a messenger RNA of Xenopus tropicalis (tropical clawed frog), 1669 nucleotides long. RefSeq names its product cytochrome c, testis (gene cyct). The transcript is spliced from 3 exons. The coding region runs from base 135 to 452 and encodes 105 amino acids. Lineage: Eukaryota; Metazoa; Chordata; Amphibia; Anura; Pipidae. The record is from RefSeq and is a predicted model, not a curated record. Gene Ontology annotation, cellular component: mitochondrial intermembrane space. Gene Ontology annotation, molecular function: electron transfer activity; heme binding.